Molecule: messenger RNA, 1443 nt
Organism: Uloborus diversus
Lineage: Eukaryota; Metazoa; Arthropoda; Arachnida; Araneae; Uloboridae
Product: zinc finger protein 271-like
Exons: 1
Coding region: 1-1443 (480 amino acids)
Biological process (GO): regulation of transcription by RNA polymerase II
Molecular function (GO): DNA-binding transcription factor activity; RNA polymerase II cis-regulatory region sequence-specific DNA binding
Source: RefSeq, a predicted model, not a curated record
AUGGCUUUCGCUCAGAGUUCACAGUUGAAAAUGCAUUUAUGGACACACACGAAGAAAAAGCCAUUUGCCUGCGACUGCUGUGGACCGUGUUCGAAGACGCACACUGAAGAAAAGCAGCAUUCGUGUGAUUCCUUUGAAAAGACGUUUUCUAAGAGCUCAAAUUUGAAAACACAUUUGAAGACGCACACCAAACCACAUUCUUGCAAGUAUUGCGGAAAGAAAUUUUCUCAGAAUGCAAACCUGAUGCAUCAUCUGAAGAGACACACUGGAGUGAAAUUGUAUUCGUGUCUUCAUUGUGAAAAGGCAUUCCCCCAGAGCUCACUUUUGCAAGAGCAUUUAAGGAAACACGCAAAGAAAGAUUCAUUUUCCUGUGAUUACUGUAAAAAGGCAUUCCUCUAUAGAUCAGGGUUGAUGUACCAUUUAAGGACUCACACUAAAGAAAAGCCGCAUCCUUGCAAUUUUUGCGAAAAGACAUUUUCUUGUUCUUCAGGCUUAAAAAUUCAUUUAAGGAUACACACCAAAGAAAAACCGUAUGCUUGUGAAUAUUGUGACGAGAAAUUUUCUCAGCGUUCAACCUUGGGGACUCAUUUGAGGGUACACACUAAAGAAAAACCGUAUUGUUGCGAUUACUGUAAGAAGGCUUUUUCUACCAGUUCGAUUUUGAAAAAGCAUUUGAGGAUACAUACCGAAGAAAGGCCAUAUUGUUGCGAAUAUUGUGAAAAAACAUUUGGUAGAAGGGAGAAUUUGAAGCAACAUUUAAGGAUACACACUAAAGAAAAACCGUUUACUUGUGAUCAUUGCAAAAAAGCAUUUUCUCAGAGCUCUGCUUUGAAGUAUCAUUUAAAAACUCACUCUAACGAAAAACCGUAUUGUUGUGAUGUUUGUAAAAAGACGUUUUCUCUUAGACACAAUUUGACAACCCAUUUAAGGACUCACACAAAAGAGAAACCGUAUGUUUGUGACUACUGUAAAAAAGCAUUUUCUCAGAGUGGAGGCUUGCAAGUCCAUUUGAGGACACACACUAAAGAAAAACCCUAUGUUUGCGAUUAUUGCGGACAAUCAUUUGCUCAAAGUUCCAGCUUAAGCGUACAUAAAAAUGUACACACCAAAGAAAAGACAUAUACUUGCAAUCAUUGUGCAAAGACUUUUGUUAGAAGGCAGUCUUGGAAACAACAUUUAAGGGUACACACUAAAGAAAAACCAUUUUCUUGCGAUCAUUGUAAAAAAGCAUUCGCUCUGAGCUCCACUUUGACCCAACAUUUAAGAACACACUCUAACGAAAAACCAUUUUGUUGUGAUGUUUGUAAAAAGACGUUUUCUCGUAGUUCUAGUUUGAGAGUCCAUUUGAGGAUACAUACUAAAGAAAAACCGCACGUUUGCGACUAUUGUAAAAAAGCAUUUUCGUACAGAGGAACCUUGCGAAACCAUUUGAGGAUACACUAA